UUCACGGCGCAAGUGGAGAAAUCUACACGUAACGAAGAUGGCUGCUGCAGUCGGGAUGAGGACGUCGAGCUGUCCAACUAGAGGACUUAACUGUCCGUGGAUGGUGUUUUCUGUAAUUAUACUCAACAUUAUCAAUGGAGCUGUUGCAGCGCCAGAGUCAGGGCUUUGGACAAUAACUGUUGUUAAUACCUCAAGAGCAUUGCUGUUAAGGAAAUCAAUGUAUAAAGACACUGAUGUUGAACUAAAAGUCUGGCCAUUUGACUGUCCUGAGGAGGUGGACGUCACUAUUCACUGGCUUUUGAAAUACUACCCCUGUCACAACGAAUACAACAAUAUUGAAGAGAUGUAUAAGAGGCCAGGCCUGAUUCCUGAGAAGAAUCUGGAUCCAAACCCAAAGGUACCAGGGGAGCACAUCGAACACAAACACGGUCCCAUUGUAUGUAGCAAUGGACUGCCCUUCCCGAUGCUCAAAAAAGCAAAGGCAGAUCCACGUGUGUCCUCUGCGUUUGAAGAUAAAAAUGACAUAAAAUGGAUUGCCGAGGAGUAUGACACCAGCAGUGCUACGAAGAACAGCAGUGUGAAAAUCAGAGACCACGUCAUAGCCACCACUUGGAAGGAUGGCCCUUACCUGCUAGUCGUUAAGAUCGAGUCUAGUAAACCAGAAGCCAACUGGAGUUUAACAGUUAAUGUGGUAAUGAAGGGCAGCCACGGCUACAUUUCUGUCACAGAAUGGCCUCUCAUGAUUUUCUACAUGGUGAUGUGCGUCGUGUACAUCCUGUACGCCCUGUUAUGGUUUCUCUGGGCGGCCUGCUAUUGGAAAGAUCUCCUAAGGAUCCAGUUUUGGAUAGCAGGGGUCAUAUUCCUCGGCAUGGUGGAGAAGGCCGUCUUCUGCGCCGAAUACGAAAACACCAAUACUGUCGGCUCCGCCUCUCCAGGUUUGCUGAUCUUUGCUGAGUUGGUCUCUGCCUUCAAGAGGACUUUGGCUCGUUUACUCGUCAUUAUCGUCAGCCUUGGCUAUGGCAUCGUGAAACCUCGAUUGGGGACAGUGAUGCACAGAGUAGUUGGGCUUGGCAUCCUCUACUUGGCCUUUGCUAGCAUUGAGGGUGUCCUGAGGAUUACAGGGGCAAAAGACUCUGACUUGGCUCUGCUGGCCAACAUUCCCCUGGCUCUGCUUGACUCUUCUUUAUGCUGGUGGAUUUUUGUCAGCUUGGCACAAACCAUCAAGACUCUGAAACUGAGGAGAAACCCUGUCAAGCUGUCACUCUACAGGCACUUUACAAACACAUUAAUAUUUGCUGUCAUUGCUUCCAUCAUUUUCAUGGGUUGGACGGCAAAAAAAUUGCGAUUAGUAGAAUGCCAGUCUGAUUGGAUUGAGUUGUGGGUAGAAGAUGCUUUCUGGAGGUUCCUGUUCUCUGUCAUUCUGCUCGUCAUAAUGUUCUUAUGGAGACCGUCUGCAAACAACCAAAGGUACGCUUUCACACCUCUCAUAGAUGACUCUGAUGAUGAGGAGAUUGAGGAGUUUAUCGCAUCUACAAACCUUGCUGAUGGUAUAAAGUUGAGAGCGACUAAAAAUGAGACAAAUGGUACAGUGAAGCCUGCAGAAACAAACCCAGAUGAAGACUUGAAAUGGGUCGAGGAUAAUAUUCCUACCUCUCUAACUGAUGUAGCUCUACCGAUCCUGCUCGACUCAGAUGAGGAAAUCAUGACAACCAAGUAUGAAAUGUCAAAGCUGGAAUGAAGCACAGUGUUUCCAACCAUCUGCUGACAAGGAAGGAAAACGGCAGCUGUACCUGACUGUGUAACAGGGUUUUACAACGUUUGGAUGGUGGUGGAGUGCCAUUUUCAGGGGAUCCUCCUGAUUGGCCGCUACCUCACAAGGUGGUGCAAGCCACAGUUUUAGGGGGACCUUGGCUGAUUCCUGUCAGCUUCUUAAGGACUCUACCAGAGGAAAACCUACGUUUUUUUUUUGACUGAACACCCGGCUCACCAUUUCCCUCAUAUAAUCACUUUUUCCAAAGAGAACAGUUUCAUGUUUUUCCUCCAGAGCUGUAUUUAUUUUUGCUAUGUUUAAACACAUUUGUUUUACCAAUGGGCCUCAUACAUUAACAUACACACAAAUAUAUGUUAAGUCUUCCUGAGAACAUCUAGUGUAUUAUUAGUGAGGUUUAAGAAGUCAGAUAAUUAUAUUUAAAAAAAAAAAGACACAAAGCUUUUUUUCAACAAUUAACUAAGAAGGAAAUACGUGAGCUAUUAUAAGCCAGAAGCAAGAAAAUAUAUUGGGUAAGUGGAUUAUUUAAAGAUAAAGAUUAAAUAAAUUUGUUCAUAUGCACUUUUUAAGAUCAAUACCGUGCCUACAUGUGGUUCUUGUAUGAGGCCCUAGUAGCUUCCAUUAAUUGAGAACAGCAUGUGUGAAAACAGUUGAUGUCUUAAACUGAAAUUAGCAGACAUACAAAGUCCUCAUGAAUGAGUAUGAGAGAUGACGCACAAGCAAGUCCUUUGAAUAAUUUGAGUUAGAUGUGAGUUAUGACAAUAGUGGGAAAUUAGGGUUUAGUGUCAUAUUUUGAUUCUACUGUACAGGUGUGGGUGGGCAGGUUCUAUCUUUUGAAUGGGAAGCAGUAUGCUGCGUGUAUGCUUCUAUGGAACUAAGUGAUUUCAUUAUUUAUUUGUGUUUCAAGUGGACUUAUAUGUUAAAGUGUUUGUCCUGAAAUCCUUCAUGUUUGCAAUGUGUGCUUCCAUCCCCCC
Molecule: messenger RNA, 2742 nt
Organism: Maylandia zebra (zebra mbuna)
Lineage: Eukaryota; Metazoa; Chordata; Actinopteri; Cichliformes; Cichlidae
Source: RefSeq, a predicted model, not a curated record